This is a messenger RNA of Gadus morhua (Atlantic cod), 1002 nucleotides long. RefSeq names its product mitochondrial transcription rescue factor 1 (gene mtres1). The coding region runs from base 115 to 792 and encodes 225 amino acids. Gene Ontology annotation, cellular component: mitochondrion. The record is from RefSeq and is a predicted model, not a curated record. The transcript has 4 exons. Gene Ontology annotation, molecular function: RNA binding. Gene Ontology annotation, biological process: regulation of mitochondrial transcription. Lineage: Eukaryota; Metazoa; Chordata; Actinopteri; Gadiformes; Gadidae.
GGCGCCCCCCGGUGCCAUAGGUGGCGCCACCUACACAUCGGUCUGCCUUUAUAACUUAUAAAUAUUGUGGACGAAGAACUCAACACGCUAAAGGUUACUGACAGAGUCUUCAACAUGCAGGGUUUGCUGGUAGAGGCGCUUGCUCUGCGGCAGUUGGGAAGACUCAACCCGCGGCAACUUCUCACACCCGGAUACGGAUUCAAACAGACAACCUGGUGCCCAAGGAUCAUGUACACACGCCAGCUUUGGGGAUCGUCCGUUUGUUUCACGUUAGGCUCUCACAGGCCAGUUGUCCGUGGCAGAGACUCCGUGCGAAACUGGUCAUUGCACCAGUUGAGGUUCAAAAGCAACAAAAAGAAAGGCUUAGCAAAGGUUCUGGAGGAGGAGGAGGAGGAGCGGGACACAGAGGACACUGACUCUGAGGAUGAGAUUGAAGAAGACCCAAACCUGCCUAAGGACUAUAAGGAUUUAGAAAAGUUUGUACAGUCUUAUCGCUACGAUGUUAUCCUGAAGUCUGGAUUGGAUAUGGCUCGCAAUAAAAUUGAGGAUGCUUUCUACAACAACAAGCUUCGACUGAAUGGGCAGAAGCUCAUCAAGAAAAGUAAAUCGGUGAAAGUUGGAGACACUCUGGACAUGGUAGUGUCUGAAAGCGGUGAAGGAAACACUGUUACUCUGAUGAGAGUAAUUCUUAAGAAGGAAUUGGGUGAAUCCAACGAUGGAGAGAAGUACAAAGUGGCCCUGAGACGCUGGAAGAGUUUAGAGCUUUCCAAGGAUGAAGCCUUCAAGCCAUGAUUUUCCCAAGAAUGACUUUACUGAUAAAUGGCCUCAAAGCAUUCAAUCCAAGCAAAAGUGAAAGAAGUUAUAAAGUGCAUGUUGAAACUCUGGACUUGUUUUUUUUUGGGUUGGUGACAUAUAUUUAAAACAUGAUUUGACAUUCAAUUUAUGUUUAGUAUUUUUGUAAUUUCCUUUAUUUCUUUUGAAUAAAUCAAAAAGUAAUUUUAA